Schizophyllum commune H4-8 is the source of this 746-nucleotide messenger RNA. RefSeq lists its product as uncharacterized. The record is from RefSeq and is a predicted model, not a curated record. The transcript is spliced from 2 exons. The coding region runs from base 239 to 625 and encodes 128 amino acids. Lineage: Eukaryota; Fungi; Basidiomycota; Agaricomycetes; Agaricales; Schizophyllaceae.
CCACCUGUACUAUACCUGCACGACCAUUCGCCUCCUCGCCGCACCAUUCCAUCCUCACGCACGCAUAAUCUUGGCCUCGACUCCUCCUCAGCCAAGUUUCUGCACGACCUCAUCCUUAUGCACGGCCUUGUCCUCGUCUAUUCCUCGGACGACCUCAUUUUCGUCUUCCCUUGCGCACGACCCACCCACGACACAUAGACACUGGAUACCGCUGUCCAUCCCAUCCAGGGACAUCGCUAUGCACCCGUAUGCAAGUGCAUGCGGAUACUGUAUGCACUUGCAUACGGAUACCGUACGCAUCUACGUACGGAUACUGUAUGCACUCACAUACGGAUACUGUUAUGCAUGCAUCCCAGUUCCGCCUCCAAUCACACGAAGCUCCUCUGUACUAUAUUCCGUAAUUUCAUGGCUGCGCCCUUUCCUGCUCUUCCUCCUCAUCGUACUCUCGCUCGUAACUCACGAUCUCCGUAGCUACCUUGCAUUAGUUCCUAUCAUUAUUGAUUGUUUCUCUGCGUUCCUCGACUGGGCGACUUUGGUUCUUUUACUCGGCACUUCAAGUGCAGUACCCGAUACCUUCCACUUCGGGGCUCGCUGUCCUAUUGAGCCAGUCGGCGCCGUCAAUUGACUUUGUCCCCGACUCGGCUUCUGACGCCCCUUCCUCGGUCGACGAUUCCCUAUACUUACGGUCCGGCAUCACUGUCGUGUUCCUCGCCAGCACUUGGACUGUCGCGGGAUGGACUCGUGCU